GGGCGGUGUCAGGCUCUCGGUGGCGGCGGAGGCGUCGGAGGCCAGGGAGGAAGAUGUCGUAAUGAGCGGGAGACUUGGAUCCAGGAGGAAGAGUUUGGCAUUCCUGUGGACAGCAAAUAGACUAGCCACUACCCCUUUCCCCCAGAUUCUAGUCAAAGUUAGGGCCUCUGGAGGCCCUUCAAAGAGGAGAGAGCUGUAAAAUUUUGGAAGAUGUCUGGGUCAGAACCUCAUGGCAUUCCAGCAGAUCCACAGACGAGCAUGGCUGCCACUGCUGCUGUCAGUCCCAGUGACUACCUGCAGCCAGCCGCCACCACCCAGGACUCUCAGCCAUCCCCAUUGGCUCUGCUUGCUGCAACAUGUAGCAAAAUUGGCCCACCAGCAGUUGAAGCUGCGGUGACACCUCCUGCUCCACCCCAGCCCACACCAAGGAAACUGGUCCCUAUCAAACCUGCCCCUCUGCCUCUCAGUCCCAGCAAGAAUAGCUUCGGCAUCUUGUCCUCCAAAGGAAACAUACUGCAGAUUCAGGGCUCACAGCUAAGUACCUCCUAUCCUGGAGGCCAGCUGGUUUUUGCUAUCCAGAAUCCCACCAUGAUCAACAAAGGGACUCGAUCCAACACAAAUAUCCAGUACCAGACAGUCCCUCAGAUUCAGGCAAGCAGUUCCCAAACCAUCCAGGUGCAGCCCAAUCUCACCAACCAGAUUCAGAUCAUCCCUGGUACUAACCAAGCCAUCAUCACCCCCUCACCAUCCAGCCACAACAAGCCUGUCCCCAUCAAGCCAGCCCCUGUCCAGAAGUCUAGUACAACUACCACCCCAGUGCAGAGUGGGGCCAAUGUGGUGAAGCUGACGGGAGGGGGUGGCAAUGUGACGCUCACUCUACCUGUCAACAACCUGAUGAAUGCCAGCGAUGCAGGGGCUGCCACUCAGCUCCUGACCGAAAGCCCUCCUGCGCCUCUGUCUAAGACUAAUAAGAAAGUCAGGAAGAAGACCCUUCCUGUCUCCCAGCCGCCAGUGGCUGUAGCUGAGCAGGUGGAAACGGUGCUGAUUGAGACCACAGCAGACAACAUCAUCCAGGCAGGAAACAACCUGCUCAUUGUUCAAAGCCCAGGUGGGGGCCAGCCAGCUGUGGUCCAGCAGGUGCAAGUGGUGCCCCCCAAAGCUGAACAGCAGCAGGUGGUGCAGAUUCCCCAGCAGGCACUGCGAGUGGUGCAGGCUGCAUCUGCCACCCUCCCCACCGUCCCUCAGAAGCCCUCUCAGAGCUUUCAGAUACAGACAACUGAGUCUACACCUACUCAGGUCUAUAUCCGAACACCUUCUGGGGAGGUGCAGACUGUCCUCGUCCAGGACAGCCCCCCAGCAACAGCUGCAGCCACUUCAACCACGACCUGUAGCAGCCCUGCACCCAGAGCUCACCAUCUGAGUGGGACCAGCAAAAAGCAUUCUGCUGCAAUUCUCCGAAAAGAGCGUCCCCUGCCAAAGAUUGCACCUGCUGGAAGCAUCAUCAGCCUGAAUGCUGCACAGCUGGCGGCAGCUGCCCAAGCCAUGCAGACCAUCAACAUCAAUGGUGUUCAAGUCCAGGGUGUGCCUGUCACCAUCACCAACACGGGCGGGCAGCAGCAGCUGACAGUGCAGAACGUUUCUGGAAACAACCUCACCAUCAGUGGGCUGAGCCCCACCCAGAUCCAGCUGCAGAUGGAGCAGGCCUUGGCGGGAGAGGCCCAGCCUGGGGAGAAGCGGCGGCGCAUGGCCUGCACGUGUCCCAACUGCAAAGAUGGGGAAAAGAGGUCUGGAGAGCAGGGCAAGAAGAAGCAUGUGUGCCACAUCCCUGACUGCGGCAAGACCUUCCGGAAGACGUCUUUGCUGCGAGCCCAUGUGCGCCUGCACACUGGCGAGCGGCCCUUCGUCUGCAAUUGGUUCUUCUGUGGGAAGAGGUUCACAAGAAGCGACGAGCUCCAAAGGCAUGCUCGUACUCACACAGGGGACAAACGUUUCGAGUGUGCCCAGUGUCAGAAGCGCUUCAUGAGGAGUGACCACCUUACCAAGCAUUACAAGACCCACCUGGUCACGAAGAACUUAUAAGAGUGACUGAAGUGGGAGACCUUGAAGAUGCAAUCCUUCGUCUGUGUGGCCUGGGCCCCGGCAGACAGGCCCCACAGCUGCCCUCAGCUCGUCCUGUUCUGCAACUGUGUCCCCACAGGAGGGGCUCUGCUCUCUUCCUUCUGAAGCCCUUGGCUCUGCCCUGGCCCUUCCCUUCUCACCAAGAGCUCCUGGCCUGCCCAGACCAUGGACGCUGGCCAUGCCCAUUGAGACGUUCUGAACUAGGACGCAUGGGAACCCUAUUUCCAAAGGAAAAACAUGCAUUUCACUCCUUCAAGGAGCAAAGUGAGCCCCGCCCUGCCCCACCCCACUCCUGACACUCCCAGCACUGCCGGAGUCCCAUCUUGCCAUGCUCUCCUCCUGGGUGUGCCUCCCUGGCCCCUUCAGUCACUAGGGAUGCCCUGGGACCUUGUACCCAGCCUCCCACUGGCACUCAUCUCUGCAGAGGCUUGGGAGGCCACCUUCACUCCACUGCCCAGCCCUGCCAUGGCGCUCCUCCAGACAUUCCAACUUCCUCCUUCAAAGGUCAGAUGUCCUCGGACUCUUCCCUGCUCCCCUUUUUCUAUGGAGAACGUUGCCUUAUACUCUGUACUUCAGAUGAUGAACACUGUGUAUGUGUGUGCUUUAAAGAAGUUUUAUUUAAUUGCUCCCUUCUUCUUUUCCUUGGUAUUCAUCUCUCCCAUGCCUUUUUUGAUUUAGGAUUUGGGGGGCAAUGAUGAACAUAGGAAUUUUUUUCUCCCUCUAGCAGUUUUCUUUUCUAAGUGACACAGCAUUUCAACUCAGAUCUGACUUGACAUAAAAACAUUUCCCAUCCUAACCUUCUCCCUCCCCAUCUUGCUGCCCCAGCUGCCCAAGCUCUACUGUGUACAGUGUAUAUUGUAUAAUAGACGAUUGUGUCUACAACAUGUUUUAAGAAAAACAUAUUGCUUGUUAUUUUUGAGGCUUUUAAAUUAAAAUCCAACUUUAUUUUUAGUUGUAACUGCUUGAGGUAUGUUUUAUGAAUUAAGUGACAGAUUUGUUAUCCUUUAUUAACGAUGUACUUUGUUGGUCAGUGCUGGGCUGGCAAAAUUUUUUCUUGCUAAUAAAUUUAGUUGCCUGAGGCAAAGUCUG
This is a messenger RNA of Dipodomys spectabilis (banner-tailed kangaroo rat), 3207 nucleotides long. It is a transcript of the gene Sp2, whose product is annotated as Sp2 transcription factor. Gene Ontology annotation, biological process: regulation of transcription by RNA polymerase II. Gene Ontology annotation, molecular function: DNA-binding transcription factor activity, RNA polymerase II-specific; RNA polymerase II cis-regulatory region sequence-specific DNA binding. Lineage: Eukaryota; Metazoa; Chordata; Mammalia; Rodentia; Heteromyidae. The transcript is spliced from 8 exons. The coding region runs from base 211 to 2079 and encodes 622 amino acids. The record is from RefSeq and is a predicted model, not a curated record.